Messenger RNA from Sorex araneus (European shrew), 1734 nucleotides. It is a transcript of the gene HYAL3, whose product is annotated as hyaluronidase 3. The coding region runs from base 95 to 1342 and encodes 415 amino acids. The record is from RefSeq and is a predicted model, not a curated record. Gene Ontology annotation, biological process: carbohydrate metabolic process; hyaluronan catabolic process. Gene Ontology annotation, cellular component: acrosomal vesicle. Gene Ontology annotation, molecular function: hyalurononglucosaminidase activity. The transcript has 4 exons. NCBI's taxonomy places the organism in Eukaryota, Metazoa, Chordata, Mammalia, Eulipotyphla, Soricidae.
GGAAGACUUGGGGCUUCAGACUUCCCCCCUGCGGGGCAGGGCUGAGACUGCCAGGGAAGUGACCUAUGCAGGUCUCUGGUCCUGUGGCGUGACCAUGCAGCUAGGCCUGGUCCUGCGACUGGGCCUGUGCCUAGGGUGUGGUCUGUCGAUGCUGCAGGUUCUUGAACGGCCCUUCAUAGUGCUGUGGAACGUUCCCUCAGCAUCUUGUAACACCCAGUAUGGGGUGCAGCUGCCGCUAGAUUCUCUGGGCAUCAUAGCCAACCAUAAACAGAACUUCCAUGGUCAGAACAUCACCAUCUUCUACAAGAACCAGUUCGGUCUGUAUCCCUACAUAGGACCCGAGGGCAAAGUUCACCAUGGGGGCAUCCCCCAAGCUGUGGCCCUGGACCACCACCUUUCCAAAGCCAGUGCCCAGAUUCAGCACAGGCUGAAACCUGGUUUUUUUGGCCUGGCAGUGCUGGACUGGGAGCAGUGGUAUCCACUCUGGGAUGGAAACUGGGGCCACCGUCAAGUUUAUCAAGAGGCCUCGCUGGCAUGGAUACACAAGUUAUAUCCCCAGUUAGACUCCAAGGAGCUGAUGCUUAAGGCCAAAACAAGCUUUGAGAAGGCGGCACAGUCACUGAUGGAGAUCACCCUGUGGCUGGGCAAGGCACUGAAGCCCCAAGGACACUGGGGCUUCUAUGGCUUCCCAGCUUGCGGCAAUGCCUGGAACAAGGAGGAUUUCGGUUACUCAGGCGAGUGCCACCCCCAAACCAUCGACCGCAACAGCCAGUUGCAGUGGCUCUGGACUGCCUCCACGGCUCUCUUUCCCAGCAUCUACCUCCCAGCCGGUCUGCCACCUACCCACUACCAGGCAUUUGUUCGACACCGUCUGGAGGAGGCCUUCCGUGUGGCCUUUAUUGGACACACACACCCCCUGCCUGUUUUUGCCUAUUCCCGCCUCACACACCGAGACUCUGAAAAGUUCCUCACCCGGGAUGACCUUGUGCAGACCAUGGGUGUGAGUGCAGCACUAGGGGCAGCCGGCGUGGUGCUCUGGGGGGACAUGAACGUCUCCAGUUCUCAGGAGGAAUGCUGGACUCUCUCUGAAUACCUGGUGGACACCCUUGGUCCCUACGUGAUCAACGUGACCAGUGCAGCCAUGGCCUGCAGUCACCAGCUAUGCUUUGGGCAUGGGCGCUGUGUCAGGCGAGAACCAAACCAACUGGAAGCCUUUCUGCAUGUGCUGCCAGAUGGCAGCCCUCAAGCUUGGACAUCCUUCGUCUGCCACUGUUACAAGGGCUGGGAUGGCCCUACCUGCCAGGAUCAAGGGUCUGAACCCGGGUUUAAAGAGGAAUCCUAAAGGCAGGAGUCACCUGCCCCUAUGCCUCCUGUCCCUGCUACCAUUUUCCAGUCCUGGAAGGGAGGGCUCAUUCUUGGCCUUUUCAGCUUACAGUACAUCUCCCCAUGCACACAUCCCACUUGCCAUGGGAUCCCUGGGGGAACGGGACAGGGUGGGUGGGGGAAAACCUUUAGGCCCUUUUAGAACCUUCAGACCAGGAAACAGCUUCAGGGAAGAGAGUGGCUUCCAGUUAGGCUUGCCACAUGCCUACACCUCUGUGAAUCCAUAAAAAGAUCAUAGGAAAGUGUUCAGGGGCAGGUGGGUCCCAAGAUUCUUAGCUGAGGUGUGAAAGUGCCAAGCUGUUGCCUGUAUUCUGCUUUCAUCAUAAAGUCACUUAUUCUUUCACUGCCUGA